This is a messenger RNA of Nilaparvata lugens (brown planthopper), 1096 nucleotides long. RefSeq names its product protein KTI12 homolog. Lineage: Eukaryota; Metazoa; Arthropoda; Insecta; Hemiptera; Delphacidae. The record is from RefSeq and is a predicted model, not a curated record. Bases 228 to 1088 code for a protein of 286 amino acids. The transcript has 6 exons.
CCUUUACCACAUCAAUUAAUAUAGAUCUACUCUAUAGAAGGCACUGGUUCAAAUGAUCAAAUCUUACUAUUUUUAGGUUAUGUUAUUCUUAGGUUAAGGUAAUACGUAGCCGUAAAUUUAUGGUUUUUAUAGUAAUUUAUUUUGUAUGAUUUUUAACGUUCAUUGAAAAUGUAUAAUGUUGUAGCAUAGUGAAUCUGCCUUUAGUACAUUCAAUUGCAUCGUUUAAAAUGCCAUUUAUUAUCAUAACUGGAACACCCAGUUGUGGGAAAACUAAACGAACCGAAGAGAUAAAAAGUUAUUUAGAAGAACAUGGUAAAAAUAAUGUGCAUAUUGUAUCAGAAAAUGAAGUCAUCAGAAAGUCAGAUUUGACAAGAGACGCUGUAUAUUCAAGUGCCCAAAAAGAGAAGGAAAUUCGUGGAGUUUUAAAAUCGGAGUCGUUAAGAUUACUUGGGACUGGCGGCACAGUGAUAUUGGAUGCUGGAAAUUAUAUCAAAGGUUACAGAUACGAGCUGUACUGCGCAACGAAGGGCAUCCAGACGACCCAGGUGACAGUGGAGUGCUGUGCGAGCGAAGAGGAAGCGUGGUCGUGGAACGUGAGUCGCGCAGAGCAGGAACAGUAUUCGCGGGCGACGUUCGACGCGCUGAUCAUGCGCUAUGAGACGCCCAACAGUCAGAACAGGUGGGACUCUCCGCUCGUCGUUCUGCUGGCCAGCGAUCCCUUGCCCGGUCAGCAUAUAUGGUCGCUGCUCUACGAGCGCAAACCACCGCCUCCAAAUAUGUCCACUCAGAGUUUACCAGCAACUGGUACCACAUUCGUAUACGAUAUAGAUAGGAUAACCAAGGAACUCAUUGAUAGUAUUGUGGAAGCGAAGAAGAUGGGUGGUGAAAAUAGCAAAAUAAAGCUGAGCGGCUUCGAAGGCUUGACAGUCGGCCAUUUUGGACCGAAUCUGACGCAUCCUCAGCUGGCCAGGCUCCGGAGGCAAUUUCUGCAGUACACCAAACUCAAUCCCCCUUCAUCCAAUGAGGCCUCACGUGAGAAAAUAGCUCAACUAUUUAUACAAUACUUGACUUCUGUUCAUAAAUGUUGACAUUUUCA